GGGGAGCGGUGGUACCUCAGGCCUCGGCCCUGCGGCAGCUGCUGCGGCGCCGCUAGGACUGAGCGAUGUGGCCGUGGCGGCGGCGGACCUGGAGAAGGUCCUGGAGAGGUUUGGGGAGGCGGAGGCAGCAACGGAGCCUUCGAGAGGGCCCUGGAGAGGGUGCGGGACUCCGCCGCAGCGGCAUCGGCGGCGCGCCACCGCGACAUGGUUUCCUUCCGCUCGCGCUUCGAAGACCUCUCGGCGACUCGGCGGCUGCGGAGGCGAGGCUGAGCGGAGCAGGAGAUGGUUAUGGUGGCUCAUUCACGGGUCCAUGGGCACGCGCCGCGCGGGGUCCGCCCGCAUAUACAACGCGCCGCGUGUUCGGUCUGACACAUGGGCCCUCCCGCGCUCCCGGCCACAGCCUCAGCCCGCGGCUGGGCGCGGUCCACCUCGGCCCGUGCACCGACCGCGCUUGGAACGGAAUGGACGCUGUCCGGUUCGGGCCUCGCACCGGAGAGGAACCCAAAACCCAAAGUCUCGAACCCACCGAUCGGCUUAUCCCCUCCGCACUAUGCGAGCAGGGCUGCAGGAGAAGACGAUACAGGCGAAGCGCGCCACUGGGGGAGAAGAUGGAGCUGAUGCCCUCCUCCCGCUUCAUCCUGUCCUCUUGCAACCGGCUGGUUGCUCCCUCCAGGACGGCGUCCGUGAGUGUUAAGCGCAAGGGGAAGAGGGGAGUAGUAUGUGUCUUCGGUGGCGACGGAGCGGGCUGCAAUGUUGAGAGCAAGGGGGUGAUAGAGGGGAGAAUCAGGAGGAGAGCCCUUGCUUGGCUGCUGGCUUCGCCAGCACUGUCGGUGGCGUUCUCGGCCUAUGGGAAGACUAAAAGCAUGAACCCUUAUGACGAAAGGCGGCUGCUUCAGCAAAACAAGAAGAUUCAGGAAGCCAACCGUGCCCCUGACGAUUUCCCAAACUUCAUCAGAGAAGGUUUUGAGGUCAAAGUUGUGACAUCUGACAACUUCAUAACGCGGGACUCUGGACUAAUGUAUGAGGACAUUAAAGUUGGUACAGGUGACUCUCCAAAGGAUGGUCAGCAGAUUGUAUUUCACUACGUGGGCUACAAUGAAGCAGGACGAAGGAUAGAUAGCACCUAUAUUCAGGGUUCACCUGCCAAAAUUCGGUUAGGGAACAAAACACUAGUUCCAGGUUUUGAAGAAGGAAUACGGGACAUGAAACCAGGUGGUAAGAGAAGAAUUAUUAUACCUCCAGAUCUUGGUCCUCCUGUUGGGCCAUCGACGUUCUUCAGUGCGAAGCAGUUCGAAGUAUUUGACGUUGAGCUACUGGCAGUGCAGGAUUGCCAGCGGAGAACGAUAGCCUUCUACUCUGAUGUUGUAUGCAACUGACAACUGAGCAUCAAAUCAUCAAGUCUCCACCGGUAGGACAUUGCAUCUUCGUUCGUUGGAAAUGACAAAAAAAUUGUUACUGGUCGGAGCUGUUGUAUAGCCCAGCUGCUGUAAUUGCCACAGUAAAGGCAACACCAAUGGAUGUAACUGGUGUCAUCUGAUGAUUAUUGGCAAUGGCAGCGUAUUAUCUUGUUUGUCA
This is a messenger RNA of Phragmites australis (common reed), 1575 nucleotides long. RefSeq lists its product as uncharacterized. The record is from RefSeq and is a predicted model, not a curated record. The transcript is spliced from 7 exons. NCBI's taxonomy places the organism in Eukaryota, Viridiplantae, Streptophyta, Magnoliopsida, Poales, Poaceae. Gene Ontology annotation, molecular function: peptidyl-prolyl cis-trans isomerase activity. The coding region runs from base 66 to 1376 and encodes 436 amino acids.